UGGCGGAAGGUAACUGGGCUACUUCUGAAAGUUGAGAUCUAAUAUUUAUUCUCAUAGAAGAAACCCUAUUUUUACACAACGAACAGUCUUCGGCUACGGAGCAAGAAUCGAAGUCGAACUCAUGAUUUUCUUCAUAUUGCAUUCGGAAUCUCGUGUUUACUAAGCUAUCGACGCCUGUCGUUGCUGGGAAGUACUGCGAGUUCGAACCAUGCACAGGGCAACGUCUCGUUUGGGAUCAAUAGCUGACUCGCUGUACAGAUUCAAGCCGCACGAACAUGGGCGACAACAGGCUUCUAGCAAAUUGGCAUUCCAUCGGACUCUUCUCAUCUCUAAAGACAGUGAAUUUUUGGGAAAUGGAGCAGAGACAACUAAGUUCAUGCAGAUGCAGAUUGUUGAUGCACUUCGUCUGGGUGAUAGAAGUAGUGCUUCCAACCUACUUAUGGAACUUGGCCAGGAAAAGCAUUCUUUAACUGCAGAUAAUUUUGUUCGAAUUUUGAGCUACUGUGCAGGAUCACCUGAUCCAUUGUUUGUCAUGGAGACUUGGAGAAUAAUGGAAGAUAGAGGAAUUUUCCUAAAUAACACAUGCUCCUUGCUUAUGAUAGAAGCACUCUGUAAAGGGGGUUACUUGGAUGAGGCAUUUGGUCUAAUAAAUUUCCUAGCAGAAAGUCGUGUCAUGUUUCCUGUUCUGCCCGUGUACAAUUGUUUCUUGAGAGCCUGUGUCAAAAUGCAAAGUACGGUUCAUGUUGGUCAAUGUUUGGAUCUGAUGGACCACAGAAUGGUUGGGAAGAAUGAAGCUACAUAUUCUGAGCUUCUCAAGCUUGCAGUUUUUCAGCAAAACUUGUCUUCUGUGCAUGAAAUCUGGACGGACUUUGUAAAAAAUUACAGCCCAAGUGUUUUAUCUCUGAGAAAGUUUAUAUGGUCUUAUGCAAGGCUCGGAGACCUAAAAUCUGCGUGUAUUUCAUUGCAAAAGAUGGUGGCUUUGGCUGUUGGAGCCGCAGGAGGAAAGUUACCCUCUUUAGAAUUGGACAUUCCUAUACCUUCAAGCACUGAAUUCUAUCGUAACAAUUUUAGUUUCGAGGAUAAUGAACAUUCUUCUGAUGAGUUAUAUCGUAAGAAAUUGGUCACCUGCGAUGAUGACAUAGGGCAGUUUUCUGUUAAUGGAAUGAAAUGUGGAGAUGAAAGUGGUCCAUUAACUUUCCAGAACAAUUGCAGAAGCAGUUUUGUUAUGAAGGUUUUGAGAUGGUCUUUCAAUGAUGUGAUACACGCAUGUGCGUUUACUAGGGACUGCGGUCUUGCAGAGCAGUUAAUGCAACAGAUGCUUGAUCUCGGAUUGCAACCUUCAUGCCACACAUUUGAUGGUUUUGUUAGAUCAGUUGUUUCAGAGAGAGGUUUCAGUGAUGGCAUGAAAAUUUUAAAAAUAAUGCAACAGAGGAAAUUGAAGCCGUAUGAUUCAACUCUCGCUGCUGUUUCAAUAAGUUGUAGCAAGGCGCUAGAACUUGAUUUGGCUGAGGCUCUACUUGAACAAAUUUCUGCUUGCCCUUACCCACACCCCUUCAAUGCAUUUCUUAAAGCAUGUGAUACGAUGGAUCAGCCUGAACGUGCCAUGCGUAUGUUGGUUAAAAUGAAACAGUUGAAGGUGCUUCCAAAUGUCAACACAUAUGAGCAUUUGUAUUCUUUAUUUGGUAACGUGAAUGCUCCAUAUGAGGAGGGCAACAGAUUGUCACAGGCGGAUGCUGGCAAAAGGAUACGCAUGAUAGAGAUGGAUAUGGCAAAACAUGGGAUUCAACACAGUAAUUUAUCUAUGACGAACUUGUUGAAAGCUCUAGGCGCAGAAGGGAUGACGAAGGAGCUGCUUCAGUAUUUAAGUGUUGCAGAGAACCUCUUCUAUUAUAAUAACACUUAUCUGGGAACGCCUGUUUACAACACAGUGUUGCAUUUUUUAGUUGAAUCCAAGGAAAUUCACAUGGCAAUAGAAUUAUUCAAUAAUAUGAAGCAUUCUGGUUUCUUUCCAGAUGCUGCGACAUUUGAGAUGAUGGUUGACUGUUGUAGUGUCAUGGAAUGCUUGAAAUCAGCUUUUGCCCUUCUUUCCAUGAUGGUCCGCACAGGGUUUUGUCCACAGAUAUUAACUUAUACGAGUCUAGUGAAGAUUGUAUUGAGAUCUGAGGGAUUUGAUGAUGCCUUGAAUCUUUUGGAUCAAGCCAGUUCAGAAGGGAUUCAACUUGAUGUAGUUAUAAUGAAUACCAUCUUGCUGAAAGCUUGUGAAAAGGGAAGGGUUGAUGUGAUUGAGUUCGUCAUUGAGAGGAUGAAUCGCGAAAAGAUCCAACCUGACCCAUCAACGUGCCAUAGCGUCUUCUCUGCAUAUGUGAACCUCGGCUAUCACAGCACCGCUAUGGAAGCACUUCAAGUACUGAGUAUGCGUAUGCUGUCCAAAGAAGAAGAUGCCUCUCCAGACUUGACAGAAUAUGUCGAAAACUUUGUCCUUGCCGAAGACCCCGGAGCCGAUUUGCGAAUUUUGGAAUUCUUCAAAUGCUCUGAAGAGAGCCUGAGCUUUGCCCUCUUCAACUUGAGAUGGUCUGCCAUGCUGGGAUAUUCGCUAUGUUCUUCCCCUAAUCAGAGCCCGUGGGCAAUGAGACUUGCAAAUUCCUAUGAUGCCAACAGAAGUUCAUAGAUUCAAUCAAUCAGAAUCUCAUUGUUAUACUCUACCUAAGUUAAGUGCAAAUUCAUAUUGUGUUUUGUGUAAGAAUGACUCGGUAAAAUAUUACAUUUUUUUAGAUCUAGCGAUUCAACAUUGUGCCAAAGCAGUUUCAAAAUUUUGUCCCGCUAUUCAUUGAGGGAGUGCCGAAAAUGAAUAAAAUGAUUAUCUUUGUCUCAUUAUACCAUUAAUGGAA
Messenger RNA from Momordica charantia (bitter melon), 2888 nucleotides. RefSeq names its product Tetratricopeptide repeat (TPR)-like superfamily protein. The record is from RefSeq and is a predicted model, not a curated record. Gene Ontology annotation, molecular function: protein binding. Lineage: Eukaryota; Viridiplantae; Streptophyta; Magnoliopsida; Cucurbitales; Cucurbitaceae.